UCCGUACACACAAUACUCAAUAGUAACUGCACAGAUUCUGAGAUUGUGAGAAAAAAAAGUAGGGGAAAACAACGAUGAAUUGAGUCAUUUUCUUUUUAAAAGUGGGCUGGAUAUGAAGUUACUUUAAGUUUACGGUGGAGCGUCUUCGUAGCUUCAGGUUCAAUGAGAUGAUGUGAUCGUGACUUGAAAUCAUCUUCAGACUGAGAAGGGUUUCUUGACCCAGUGUCUUCAUGCACUCCGUUCGUUAUUUGACCAGCCACAUCUUGGCCUUACCCCUUAGAACGAUGGAGCAGAGUAGGAAAGUGAAGUGCGGCUUGUACAUGCUGGCGUAUUUGGAUUACAUCAUCCUGGUGGCUGCGUUAACAGCAGGCCUUUAUGCCAGUUGGCUCAAAACCGACAAUGUUAUGUUGAUUGUCAUCGGUGGUUGUGGCUUGUUCUUAUUUGCAUUCUGUGGCAUGUUGUACUACUACUUUGGCUUGGUGGAUAUUAGUUCCAGUUUCACUCAUCUCUGGUGCGGUUGUCUUCUUGGUCUUAUAUCGUUUGUACACAUUGAGACAUACCAGGUUCAGGAGGUUCCUGUUGUAGUCACCACAGUGAUGUUGAUGACAAGUAUGGUAAUCAAAGUGUUCUGGGCUGUGGUGCAGCGCUUUUGUGGUUUAGUGACGUAUUCAUCUGUCUUAUUAACCCAUGUGGAGAUAUUUCAACUGGUUGGGUUCUCAGUGGCCUGUUUCUUACACACCCAAGCCAUGUACGCAAUGUGGUUGAUGGUGUUUGCAUGUGCUUUCACACUGAUGACAAUAAGGCUGAAAGUGAUUCUUGCCAUUCCUUGCCUUGCCAUGUUUCUUACCAUAUCUAUAGCAGCUUUCAUUAACACAGUGGAUUUGUCAUUCAAUGUUGUUGCAUUGAGUUGUUUCUUUGUUCGUCUCUUUGUGGACCCCAUUCUUGAUUUGUACUACUGCAGUCUGUCAGGCAUGGAGAGGUGGGAUGUCGUGUUUAGCACACAUCGAUGGUUCAGGAAGAUCUGUAUCCUCUUGGUGCUUGCUUUUGAGAUUGUGUUUUUUAUUCUUGCUGGAGAGUCGACUGUUAACCAUGAGGAGUGGUACUACGCUGUUCCCGCUUUCAUCGUCUUUGGUUUGCUGUGGUUUUGUCUGCACAUCAUCUUCAUCAUCUCAUGCUGGACAUUUACAAACAAACUGACGGAAUGCUACCAGGCAUACUGCGGUGUACAGGGAGAGACCAAUAGGAAUCUCGGUAUGGUCAUGGCAGCCAAAGGCAUGCGCUUCGUCGCUCUCAUCUCUCGUAACCUCAUCUUCACAACGUUCAUCACCACGUUGCUUCUGGGCGGGGUGUCUUGGCAGGAUAAUAAUGCAGCUUUCAUGGCAAGUUGGUUGAUAGUGCUUCCUAUUGAGAGUAUGCUGCAUGGUGUGCUGUAUGAGUUAGGGACGUCACUUGGAGGAACAUGUACGGGUUACGCAGUUGUUGGCCCAUCAGCCUUCUGUAGAGUUGACGGGUCUCCGGUUCUACUCCCAGCAUCCAGCAUGGAGGAAGUGAACAGUCGCUCUAUUAGACUCCUCAGCACCAUGCAGCGUUUCUUUCUGCAUCACAUGAUCGAUGUCUUCAGCUGUGAUUUCUCCACCAGUGGGCUCAGUCUCACCACCCUCAAGGCUAAGAUGAGAAAUUUUUUCGCUCGGCAGAUGCCAGAUGGUCCGAGGUUCGACACUUACCUGGUGUACUACAGUGGUCAUGUGCAUCCUAGUGGGGACUGGGCAUUGGCAGACAAUGAAGUCUUCAAGUUUGAGUCCAUCCUAGAGCUAUGGCAGGAAGCGAGCAUCAAAGACUCUCAAUCAAGACUCAUUCUGAUUCAAGACGCAAACAGCUGUGUAGACUGGCUGAAACAAAUCCCUAAGAACACUACCAACGUCAUCGGAUUGCAGGGCUGCGUCAUUGGCAAAUCAAAAGACUCUGAGACCGGGGCGUCGGUGGCAGUCGGGGACUUCACUCAUGAAUGGGUAGACUUCAAUUGCUCUUCAGAGAGCAGCCACACGGCAACUUGGAAGGAGGAAGGGAGGAAUGUGAAAGCCGUUUAUGCUGUAUCACAUAUGUGGAGUGAGUUUGAGUUCCAUAGACCGACGGAUGAGGAUAUUGAAGAGCACUGGCAGCAGAGCUUCCCUCGCUUGACGCACCCGUUAAUCAAAGUCCUAAGAAUUCCAAGUGCUCUGGACAAGUACAAUUUUUCUUGCUGGAACUGCUUGAAACGUUGGAAGAUGAAGUGGUUACCCCCUCAUGUCGUCAAUACAGGACAUGGUUUUAAGCUGGUUAGAUCAUGACCUUCAUAUAGAACCAGGCUUGAAGGAGACAACCUUGUAGGAGUCUGUACACCAUGAUGUUCAAGCCUAAGGUUGUGGACUGAUUAGUUCAAGAACUUCCCACAUUAACCAAGACAGAAUUCCAGAGAGCUGCUAAAACAAAUACUGCAUGAAUGCUUCACGUUAAGAGUUAAUUUCAAAUUGGUAGAAUGCCGACUAAUAACCAAAGAAACAUGUGAAAAGAUUUAAUUUUAUGUACUGUAGUUUUCAUACCAUAAUGCUACGGUUAAUGAACUGGUUUUUUUUUUUUUAUACCUUCAAUGCUCUGCACAGUCUGUAUUUCUGGCGACUUAAACACAGAAACGUGUAAGCUUUGACAGUUUGAGGAAAAGAUCCGUUUCAAAUCCUGUCUUCUCUACAUGAUAUGAAAAAUCAGAAACAGUUUAAGCCAGGUUCAUACUUCUUACACUUGCGAUACUUAUUUUUACGUCACAAAUUCGCAACAAAUAAUUCGGAAAAUCUCUUGCAAAAUAUUUGCUACGAAAACAGAAAUUUGUAUUGCAUUCAUAUUUGCCAGAAGUAUGAACCGGGCUUUAUAGUUGUUGACAUUUUGUUGACAUUGAUGAACCUGUUACAUGGAGCCUUUCUCAAACCUCGGCUUGGGCUCCGGCUCAGGCUGAGGCUGAGGCUCAGCGCGCUGUGUACGCAGCUUGGCCCUUAACCUGCAUUUUCAGCGUGAAUUGCACCAACAUCAGCACGCGGAGGCUGAGCCGAAGCCUAAGCCAAGGUUUGAGAAAGGCCCAUGUUGUCCAUAUCUUUGUUGUUUGGGGGUGCAGUUAGAAGCCAUUCAUCCUGUAACUGACAGCUGUAAACCAGUGAUCACACCCAAGGUUACAGUACAACCCGGGAACUUUGAACUCAUGCUUGCCAUUUAUAAUGUGUAUGUAGCUGUCCACUAUUAAUGUGAUUCUGUGGGACAAAGAAAAUGGUGUAAGAUUGUUCAUUAAUACAUUAGUCAUCAGCCAACAUUGCACUUCGACCUUUGAACCUAGAAGUGUUCAGCAGCUCGGGUAAACUUGGUUAUAUUAAAAUCAGAUAGAGCUAACUGUGGAGAUGAGCAUAAGUUAUUGAUAGAUUUGGAAAGAGUUGUAAAAUUACAUUUGGAAUUACAUGAUUCAUCACAAGGUUGAGAAUUUGUUGUUAAAAGUACUUAAUGCAAAAAAUAGUUAAUUGCCUGACGCACUUACGAAUAAUUAAGACUGCAUUUUGCCUACUACGCAUGAACAUGUGAAUUACUACAGUUCGAUCUGAUUUUGCAAAAACAUGGCACCUUCAUAAAACAAAUACAGGCAUUGAGUUUGCCUUUUUCCAUGAAAUAAUCGUUUACAUUAAGGAUUUGUUCUUAUUGAAGGGCACAGUAGUUUUGGGGUGGAGAGAAGGAAUCUCUAAGAGUCACAUUUGCAAUUUCCAAUGUAGCAAUUUAAAGGGCACCAAGGCAAUGAUUAGGGGCAUGAGGCAAUUGCCUCUUGUUUUCUUGAAGAAGGUAGAUUGUGUCCCUACUACCAAGGUUAACAGCUUACUAUUUUAAUAACACAGACAGAGGGAAUACAAUUUGGUGUGCACAUUAACUGAUUAGAAACUUUACACACUUGUGGUUAGUUUUAAGUAGUUUGCUAGAGUUCACGUUAACUGUGGUGUGGUUAACAUCCAGUUGUUUUGGAUUUUCCCCAACCCAAAAAGUAUUAAAUAUAUUUUAUAAGCUGAAAUAUGAUUACUGGUUAAGUUUUUUGUCUUAUCUGUUUUUGAGCACUUUCAAAAUGUGUAUGAUUAUACUCUGUUGAUAGUGUCAGAAGUUUGGUAUUUGUUUCUACAUAUGGCUACAUUUAUACUUAAAGACCUGCUUGAAAGAAAAUGUCAAGUCUUAGCAAACUCCCAGAC
Messenger RNA from Asterias rubens (European starfish), 4244 nucleotides. RefSeq names its product transmembrane protein 168-like. The record is from RefSeq and is a predicted model, not a curated record. Bases 231 to 2327 code for a protein of 698 amino acids. NCBI's taxonomy places the organism in Eukaryota, Metazoa, Echinodermata, Asteroidea, Forcipulatida, Asteriidae. The transcript is spliced from 4 exons.